AUGACUGAGGUGUGUGUUGUAGUUUGCAGGCAGGUCGGGCAGCAGGUGUACAGGUUGGCCCUGCAGAGUUUCAAACCCGCCGUCUGUGGCGUCCGCGGCCGUUUGCUUCUGCGAGCUGCUGGGAGUCUGCAGCCUCAAACUGAGGGUCGACGUCAGAGCCAUGCAACGCCAUCUCUGCCAGCACUGGAACCAGCCACAACACACACACUGCUCCCUACACAGCAUCUACACACUCUGGUGUUUAAAGGGGUGAAGCUGGCAGAGGCGGAGCCUGGAGCAGCAGAGGAGCUGAUUGGCUGCCUGGAGGCUGCAGUGACGGACAGUCUGGAGCAGAAGGGCAUCAGCAGGUCGUCCUACGAGGCGGCUCAGGAGUGGGCGUUACCUGUUCAGUUCUGUCAGCUCCACAGUCUGAAGCUCAGCUCUGUUUACCCCGCCCACUGCGCCCAGGACGGACAGUUCAUCCACUUCCUGUUGUUUGUCCAGCUGCACAACUUCCCGCCGCAGCAGGUGAGGUCCCUGGUGGCUCUGUUUGGCCCCGCCCUGCAGGCCCACCUGAGUCUGGCGUUUCAGGACCUGCAGGUGUACAGUCAGAGGAGGAGCUGUGGCUCUGAGGAGCAGCUGCAGUCUCUGAGCACAGAGGCGACUCCUGGGAGUCCGGAGGAGCACCCCAGGGAGCUGUUCCAGGUCCUCCUGCAGAGCCAGGAGGAGGCGUCGCCCUGCAGGUACCUGCUGCAGGAGGCUCUGCUGCAGCGCUGCCCGACGCUGGCCGUACUGGCUGCCUGUCAACAGGGGGUGGAGCUGCUGCCCUGCCUGUGUGUGUGGGUGUUGACCUCCGUCGAUGACAUCACAGUGGGAGAAGCCACCUCCCACCUGGUCGAAGCCCCCCAGCACCACGAGUGGACCCUGCACGACCUGUCAAUCAUCUGGAGGACGCUGCUGGGGCGGGGCUGCAUCAGGCCCCUCCUACGAGGGUUCGAGCUCUUCCAGAGGGACUGUCCUCUGGUGCUGGUGCUGAGGAUGUUCGAGCUGUGUUGCGACUACAGGAACUUCUCUGAGGCCAAAGCGAAGCUGCUGGACUUCCAGAGGAUGCUCAUCGCUCUGAGGAACGGGAGUCCAGUGCCCUCUGGUGGACUCCCUCUGCAGUGGGUGGAGAGCCAGGCCUCGGUGCUGCUCCUCACCAUGCUGCAGCACUGCUCCUCCCAGUACGACCUCCACCGCCUGCUGCAGCUUCUGGCCGACGUCGACAAACUCCUCAAAUCCAACGGUCCGGACUUCAGGAAGCUCAGUCAGUUCAGUCAGUUGCUGCAGGGGUCAGAGGUCAGCGUGUCUCCCAGGCUGCUGCAGUGCACUUCUCCCUCCGUCCAGCAGGAGGAGUUCCAGGCCGCCGUGGACGCUCUGCAGGCCAGAGGGCGCUACAGCCAGGCCAGAGAGGUCGCCCUGCUGGCCGGCCUGUCCGUCCACCGCCUGCUGCUUAGCCAGCUGCUUCAGGAAGCAAACGCCCAGAAGUCUAAGACACAGUGGAGGAGGUUGGAGACCCGAGUCAGUUUCUGGAGGAAAUGUCAGGAGCAGCUGAAGGCUGACAGCACUGAUCCAGAAUCAGCCUCUCAGUUCUUCCUGUCACAGGCCGAGGCAGACGACUCCGCUGCUGCCGAGGCUCAGACCGAGCUGCUGGACGUCCAGGAGCGCUGCCUGCUGCUCGGCCUCGCCGCUCACUGGCUAUCCCAGCUCAGCCCGGCUCCCGUGGACCAGCUGGAGAGCCUGGAGAAAAAGCUGUGGGUCAGCCGGGUCCGACGACACAUCCUCACCGUCGCCAUGGAGAAGGAGAGCGUUUUCAACCUGCCGCCGCCCGCCGCCACGCCUGAAAUGAACACAUACGAAGGGCUCAUGAAGGAGUUCUCCUUCUCUAACAUAUCGGCUCUGAACACAGAGCGGUGCCUCAGUCUGGACGGACUCCCAGCUCCCUCUGAGGAGCAGGAGGAGCUGGGUGUCACCUCAGGGCUGAGUCCAGAGGAGAGGAGGGUUCUGGCUGCACUCAUCGGUCAGUUAUUAGAUGAUGGCAGCAUCCACGAAGCCAGCCGCGUCUGCCGCUAUUUCUCCCUGCAUCACCCGGACAUGAGGGUGGUGCUGCGCUGCCGGGGUCUGGCGUCCGGAGAACUCAGCCUGGAACCGCAGGAAGAAGCAUCAGAAGCUCUGCAGAGGAAGAGCUUUACCACCUCUCCCUCACUGAGCAGCCUGUCCUCGUUCAUCAUGCUCCCCGGCCCCGAGGACGAGGUCGCCGUCCAGCUCCAGAACCUGGUGGAUCAGUGUCGCCACGGCAGCAACUACUGUAAACAAGUCCUCAGCCUCUACCAGCUCUCCAAGGAGCUGCAGAGCUCCUUCAGUCAGAUCUGCGGGGAGGAGCCUCGCUCCGUGUUGGAGAUGCUGCUGCUGUCGGAUCAGCCCGAGCGCUUCAGAAAGGCUCAGGCCUUCAUCAGAGCUCAGGGUCUCUCUGCAGACACCGUGGCCGAGCUGGUCUCCUCCGCUGUGGUCCAGGCGCUGCUGGCCUCCACCCAGGAGCUCCAGCCUGAGAAGCAGGUGUUCAGGCCGUCAGAGGGGCGGGACUCCCUGAUCCAGCUGAUCAAACUGUGUGACGACCCGAACCUGGUGGGAGUCAAACUGCUGGAGAACCUCAACGCUGUUCCACUAAGAGACCUGAGCUGCAUCGUGGAGUCGCUGAUCGUGGCUCACGACUGUUUCAGCCUCACCUGUAACAUGGAGGGGAUUGUCAGGGUGCUCCAAGCCGCCCGUCACCUCAGCCACACCUACCUGGCCCCAGGAGAGCACUACAGCCUGCUGGUGCGUCUGCUGACAGGUAUCGGCAGGUAUAAUGAGAUGACGUACGUCUUCGACCUGCUGCAUCAGAACCACCGGUUUGAGAUGCUGCUGAGGAAGAAGGUGGACACGGACAGAGGACAGAGCUCCAGUCUGAAGACGGCUCUGCUGGAUUACAUUAAACGCUGCCUCCCCGCAGACAGCGAGAAACACAACAUGGUGGCGCUGUGUUUCAGCAUGAGGAGGGAGAUCGGAGAAAACCACGAGAUGGCCGCCAGGACUCAGCUGAAGAUCAUCGAGUCUCAGGCCUGGGUCGUCAAUCCUGAGCUGAAGAGUUCGUUGGUCAAAGUGUUGGCUCUGCUAAAGGAUGCUGCAGAGAGCUUCUCUAAGGACUCAUGUGUGCGUCAGGCGAGUCGCUGUGUGCGGACGGCUAAGCUAGUUGCUCUUCAACUCCACUUCCUGAACCAGGGAUCAGACCUGCGUGUCAUCAACCUGCGACCUGCAGAGCUGCUGAACACCGUCGUAACGCUGCCACGAUGUUACCAGGUGUUUGUGGUGUCGGAGGCGUACAGCUACAGUCCAGACUGGGCAGAGAUUUUAUACCAGAAGGUGAUCCUGAAAGGAGACUUCACUUACCUGGAGGAGUUCAAACACCACCGCCCGCUGACCUCCAGCCUGUUUGAGGACAUUUUCAAGAAACUGGACGGCGCUCCCAGCAGCAUCACUCCAAACGUGAAGCGCCUGCUGACGCACUGCGAUGACGUGUACAGCCGCUACAGGCUGGCCUACCAGCAGAAUCUGUACGACGUUACCAAAACGAUGCUGCAGGACGCCAAAACCUCCAACUACCUGAACGACAGACUCGCCAGCUGAUCAACGGACUCACUGACUAACUGGUUUACUAACUAACUGGCUGACUGACAGCUAAUGAAGACAACAGAGCCAAUCACAAAUAACUGUCAAUGUACAACACUUAUUUAUAAAAAACUAAAGAAACAAGAAAAACUUGUCUUUUCUAACUGUUCUUUCAAAUGAACUGAAUAGAAUAAAUUUAUACUAAUAAAUGAAAAAGACAAAUGAAA
Molecule: messenger RNA, 3893 nt
Organism: Lates calcarifer (barramundi perch)
Lineage: Eukaryota; Metazoa; Chordata; Actinopteri; Centropomidae
Product: SPG11 vesicle trafficking associated, spatacsin
Exons: 19
Coding region: 1-3684 (1227 amino acids)
Biological process (GO): axon extension; axo-dendritic transport; synaptic vesicle transport
Cellular component (GO): dendrite; cytoplasm; synapse
Source: RefSeq, a predicted model, not a curated record